Molecule: messenger RNA, 5617 nt
Organism: Stegodyphus dumicola
Lineage: Eukaryota; Metazoa; Arthropoda; Arachnida; Araneae; Eresidae
Source: RefSeq, a predicted model, not a curated record
GCACUUCUUCCUGUUGUUUGUUGUCGUUGCCUUUAAGGUGGAUUUCAGUUAACACUCUCAGAAUGUCACCAUAAUGUAAUUUUCUGCAUUUGAGGUAAUCCUACUGGACCAAUAAAUAAGAGUUCGAUUUAGAAAAUUUCUAUCAAUUGUUCUUCUCCUUCAUGAGAUAAAAUUUCAGAUUUCAUUUGAGAAUUGUUCUCGACAUCAAUAUGAAGUCUGCUCAAGAUGCAUAAAAAUGGAUCGUGAUGUGUCAUGCUUCUGAAUCUUAAGAAAAUGUAUCAUAUACAUAAUUAUUCACUUUUGUGAUACUAAUGGAUGAUGCUAGUUAACUUUUGUGAUACUAAUGGAUGAUGCUAGCUUAGCUUACACUGAUGAAAGCUUCUGUCUUUUUUCAGAUGAAAAUAUUGAUGUGAAUAGGGAGCCAGAAACAGUGCCUGCUUUGCCUGCUGAAAAAAAUGCCAUUUCAUCUGGUAACAUGGCAUCUAAAGUUAAGAUAAAAAAUGCAGAGCCAAUCUCCGAUUCUAACAUUUGGAAAUCACUGAAAACUUACGCAAAAAGAAGACUGAGCCCUUCUGUUAAUAAAGCUGUAAAUGAACAAAAUGAAAAAAAUGGCUAUAAAUGUGAAUCUUAUGAUAGAGAAAUUAAUUCUCUAAACCAAAAAACGGAAAAAAGCGAUUCUUCAGAAAAACAGUUUUUAGAACUUCAAAUGCCUGACAAGAAUGAUUCAGGUAAUCAGACAGGAUUAGAAAUCAUUCAGAACAGUAAUGUUUCAAAAAUCAAUAUGGAUGAAUUGAAAAUGGAUUUUGAAAAUUCCAUGUUUGUCAAGACUUUGCCUAUAAAGAAAAGGAGAGCAACAAGCCAGUCAAAUAUGACAGUGCAAGAAACAAAGUCUGAAAUACCGUCAUUUGCUGUCGCAUCUGUAACCGAAUCACCAGGCCCUUUAAAAAUUAUAUCAACGAAUCUCAAUAGUGAUAGUGGUAUUGGUAAUGAAAAAUGGAAAACAGAGUCUGGUAAACCUGUUAAAAAAAGGAGAAGAGUAAGCAAAUCAAGUUCAUCAUUGCAAUUAAAUGCUAAGUCUGAAAUGUCAUUAGCUACAUCUGAAACCAGAUCUCCAAAAAUGAAUGUUAAAUCAUCAAGUGAAGACAGAGUUCUUUCUAAUGAUAUUUCUAGCACAAAUAAAAGAUCCAAGAAACAAUCUCAAACAAAGAUACAAAAACCAAAGAUAAAAAAAUCUUUAAAAAAAAAAGUUGAUUUAGUCAAAAAGAAAUCUAGAAUAUUCCCCAAAAGGCAAUUAAAUGUAUUUAAGUCAAAUAGAAAGGAGAAAUCCUCGCAAAAUCAACUCUCCACAAACAAAACCAAAUCACUAUGUGAAAUUGUUGACCAGAAUUCUUCCGAACUAAAAUCUUCAAAAGAUAAUAUCAAAGAUACUGAAUUGCAGUUAAGUGUUGAUCCAUCAAAGUGUCAGUCUUCAAAGUCUGAUAGUGAUAUGUGUAAAGAAGAGUCUGUGUCAAAUUCAGUUCCGUUUCAGUAUUUAGAAAAGGAUCUUUCACAGGAAGCAAUUAAAAAUGUUCAUUCUUCAACCGAAAAAAUUGUGGAGUCUGAUAAUGUGAAAGAGUCAUUUUCUUCAUCUACUGUGCUUGAAAGUGAAAGACGCAAAAGUCUUCGAGGUUGUUCGAAGAAACUUCGGUAUAGAAAUUUUGAGUAUCCAGAUAUUGUAAAACGAGCAAAAAAAAUUCGGGAAAUGCAAGAUAGUGAAGUUAUAUCUAAAAAUUGUAAACUAAAUGGAAUUAAAUAUCCAAAUACUACACAACAGAAUAAGCAUAUUUCAAAGAGGAAAAAUUUCCCUUUAGUAGAUGAAACACAGAACACUAAAGGCAAGAAAAAAGAAGUAGAAUUAUGUAACAGUGUAUCAUCUGAGACAGCUAGUGGAAAAAAUUCACCUGACAAGAUCAAUUGUACUACUGCUGUUACUAAAACUCGCAUGUUGACUAGAAAAUUAUCUAAAUCUAUGCCAGAUAACAAAACCGAACAUAAUGGAAGUAAAUCAAAUGAAAUGCAGUUUCUUAACAGUAUACAGCGUGAUAUAUUAAAUAUUGAAAAGACUCAGCCAUUUGUUUCUCUGAUUGAUUGUAAUAAAAACCUGUCCUUUAUUCAGCUUAAUAUAGGUAAAAAAAAAUUACCAGUUACUGAGGAAAUAUCUACUCCAAUAAAAGUAAAGGAUGUUUUAAACUCGGGUGUGAGUUGUGAAGAGAAAGAAAUGUGUGAUAAUGAAAACAUCCAUCUGGAUGAAAAAAGUAACAUUAAAAUUGAGAAUCCUGAUAUGCAAACAUUUUUACCUUUUAGUAAUAAGUUAAAAGAUGACAACGAAUUUCGCAUGGUAAAUGCAUUUACAGCAAACAAAUUGAAUAAGUUGUCAAAUGGUAAAUUUGGUGUAGAAGCAACUAUUGAGAAUGACAUUAAUUCCGUUAAAACUAAAAUUUCUCAAAAUGAUGUCCAGUCACCAAAAACGGAAGAUAGAAAACUAUCUGUUAGAAGUAAUUCUAAAACGUUGAGGGAAAAUAUAAAGGUUUCUUCUAAUGAGGAACACCAGCUUGAAAAAGCAAGUAAAGAUGCUGUGAGGCUUGAAGUAACACCAAAUUCAAAAAAUGAUUUCACUGGAAAGUUAGAACUGAGUAGUAGUAAAACCUUUGAAGAAAGUGAAUUGUCACCAUCUAGUGCAGAACAUAGAAAAAGAAGAGGGCAAACUCCAUCCAUUUCUGCAAAAACUGAAGUUUCUGAAGGAAAAGGCAAAUCAUUGUCAAAUUUUUUACAUGUUAAAGAGAAUAAUACAGAGAAAUUUAUAGCUGAUUCAAGUACCUCUGUUCAUAAGCAGCCUUCUUUAAUGGAUAUGGUUAAAAGAUAUUCAUUAAGUUCUAAAACUAAUUCUGUAGAUUCUCCCUGGUCUCCCCAAAACAAUCAUAUUGUUAAUAGAAGGCUGAGUGUUCAAAGGAAGAAUAAAACCUCCUCUUCAUUUCAUAGCAGCCCUUCCAUUGAAAAAACCAAACGAGAGCAAACAUCCUCAGUUGAUAGAUAUGUGAGAAAGUCAAAGGCAAAUGUUAACAAAUUACAAAAAGUAAUUAAAUCAAACUCUAUUAGAACAACAAGAAAUUCAAAAAGUAGUUGUGAAGUUCCAAAUACUCAGCAAACACAAUCCAAAAUCAUUUCUGAGGUGUCGACAGGCAUCUUAAAGAAAAAAGCAGUCAACUGUAUGUCACCAGCUAAAAAUAAUGAUAGUAAACAUGAAUUUACAAAUUUUCAAGAAACAUCUAGUGCUGCAGCUGUUAAAAUUAUUCCAGCAAAAAAGAAAUCUGUGACCACUCAUUCUAAAGAUAGUUUUGCUUCCAUUGAAACAUCAAAGGUGGAAAAUAAGAUAGAUACUGGCAUUGCUAAAAAGGUUCUCUUUGAUAUACCACAAGUUAAACAAACUGUUGAAAAUAGUAAUGCUUCCAUCUUGAAUUCUGCAUCUGUUCCACAAAUUGUGCAAAAUGUUCAAAAUAGUGUACCUGUUUUGAAUUCAAUACCCAUGUCUCAAAUUAUACAAACUGCUCAAAAUAAUAAUGUAUCCAUCAUGAAUUCUGUGCCUGUAUCACAAAUAAUGCAAGCUACUGAAAAUAACUGUACUCCUAUCAACUCUGGUAGUGGAAAUUUCAGUGCUCCAAAAGUUAUGAACAUUUUUGGAAAUUGCAGUGCAGGUAGUAGUAAUUUGUUAGUUCCUACAGCUUUGCCAACCAAUUUUUAUUCUCCUUUAAAUGCUGUUAUUCCAUGUUAUUCUCAAAUUGCACCUUAUAACAGUAAUCCAUAUGUAAUCAUACCACCUGUUUUACAAUUUCAAAAUAAUGCCGAAAGUUAUUUGCUGCCUGCACUUCCGGCUCGUUUUGUUUCUGAUAUUGGCGUACAAGCAUCUAUUUUUAAUUCCAAAUACCCAUCUUCUGUAGAUAACUGUGUUUAUGAAAGCAUCUUAUUAUCAUCUGAAAAUCAAUUUGAUUGUGAACAGACCUUACCAAAUUCAUCAGAUAAUAGCAAAUAUGUAGCAGAAAGCUCAUCAACCAGAUUAGAAAGAUCAGUGGAAGAACAUUCUUCUGCAGAUUGUUUCCAAAGUUCCAGUUUGCUGUUUAGUGACUUUUUGCACUUUGUUAGUAAUGUUGCCAGUGAAAUAAGAAACAAUUCUGUUAUGACAAGUAAAUUUCAUGCUGAAGAAUGGUUUGAAGAAAAUUCUUUUUCUCGUAACAUGACAGUAAGGCAGUUUUGCACAAAUUCAAAGCUUAUGAAAACUUUAUCAGGCCAGUUUUGUCAAAAGGUAGAUGAAUACAAUGAUGUGUCAGUACAAUAUAAAUUCCCUGAUGGAUUUGAAGAUUUUGAGCUUCUUGAAGUACUGAAGGAUUACAUUAAUUUCCAUUUAAGGACAAUACUGGAACAUUUUUCCAUUAACACACUCCCAUUUUCUAGUGAAUCAGUUAUAAGUUAUGUGUAUUCAAGUUUAAGUUUUAUAGAAGGCAUGUAUAUGUCAUGUUUGCUUUGCAAGUCAUGCUCUGAAUUGGAAAUCAAAGAUCUGUUGCCAUGCUUCUUACUAUCUGGCUUAUUGGUAAUAUAUAAUGAGUUCAGUGAAAGAGUUCAGGAACAAUAUGUGAAUUCUAAUAUGAAUUCCUAAUAUUUAGUUAAUAUUAUCUUUACCUUUUCUUUACCUUUAAUUUCUGCUAUAUUUAACAUUUUGUGUAAAUAUAUUAAAUAAUAUUUUUAUUUAUGUUUUGAUUUUUAGUCUGAAAUCUAUUUGCUGUGUUGCACAAUUCAGUUUCUAAUGAAAUAUAUCAAUGUUUGAACCAAUUUAAUUCUCUAGGAGAGGUUUGAUAAUAAAUAUGUUUAAUGUUAGAUAAUUUACAAAUACAGUUGCAGAAAAUUAUUUAUGCAUAAUAUAGUGGAAAUCAAAUAAAUAAUAUAGCUGUCAGUAAAUACAUAUACAGUGGAAUAUUAAAAUUUGUUAUAAAAGGAAUUUUAGGUCAUGAUGCAAGCUUAAGGAAUUUUAGGUCGUGAUGCAAGCUUUUUUUAUGGCAGUUUAAUGUUUGACAUUGAGUCAUGACGAUAUCACUUUUAAAGUUUGAAUUGAUUAUUAAUUAAGAGCAUGUCAAUAGCAAAUAUUUUAAUAAAAUUAAAAAUAUGUUUUAAAUUCAUAAAUUUCAUUUUUUGUCAGAAUCUUAAUUCUUAAGAAUUUAAGUAUAUAGUGUCUCAUUUAGUCUGUAUUUUGGCACUGUAUUUCUUGCAUGUAUUGAUAUAUAUAUAUAAAUACCAAAAUAAGUUGUAAUAAAUGUAUAUUGAAUACGAUAAUAAAUAAAUCAAAAUAUACUAAAUACUAUUAAUAACUGUAUAUCUCUUUUUUAAAUGAUUCCCUUUGGCAAAAUAGUUCAUGUUUAUUGUUAGUAUUUUUAAUAUUAACUAGCUAUGGCUAAAUGUUGGGUAUUUUAGAAUCAUAAUUCUAAAUAAAAAGUGUAGAGUUAAGAAGCCAACAUAAACAUUUAAUAUUGCAACAUUGGUGAAAAAGUCAUUGAAUGUAAGUAAAUAUUCAAAUAAAAGUCUAGAUUUGCAA